Messenger RNA from Ilex paraguariensis (yerba mate), 2817 nucleotides. NCBI's taxonomy places the organism in Eukaryota, Viridiplantae, Streptophyta, Magnoliopsida, Aquifoliales, Aquifoliaceae. The record is from the annotation of a GenBank genome assembly.
AUGGCUGAAAGUAUACGGACCAUCUUCUGUGGGGACUCUGAGUGUUCAAAUGGAGUCAGAGUCAAUUGUAGUUCUAUUUUAUCUGCCAUUGAUGAUCCAUAUUCAUGUACCAACCAUGUUUUGAUCAUUUCUGCUGAAACACUCCUCCUGCUCGUCUUCCUAUUUAUUGUUUUAUACAAGUCAUCGACCAAAGUUGGAGCCUCACCACCCUCUAAAUGCAACUCAUCGCUAUCAAUUUCUUCUGUGGUUUUCAAUGGCGCUUUGGGUUUGGCUUACCUGGGCAUGGGGCUCUGGAUAAUUUCAGAGAGAUUGAGUUCCAAACAGAGCAUAACCCCUCUGCAUGAUUGGCUGGUCAUGGUAUUCCAGGGACUCACAUGGUUCCUGAUGGGCUCAACAGUGAGUUUUAAAAGGGGACAACAUCCACAUAGUAUAAUGGUGAAGAGUUCUUCAAUCCUCACCAUCUUUUUUGCAGCAUUUCUAUGCAUCCCAUCUGUUUCGAAAGCUAUUCAGGACAAAGAAGCAUCUGUAAAGAUUGUGUUAGACAUUUUGUCAUUUCCGGGAGCAAUUCUACUUGUCUUAUCUGCUUUUGGGGAACCUAACUACGAAGAAACUGAAGCAGGAACCAAAAGAAAUGCGCUCUAUGCACCUUUGCUAGGCAAAGAAGCGGAUAAUGGUGAGGAAAUUAGUAUGGUUGAGAAUGUAACUCCUUUUGCUGAAGCUGAAUUCCUGAAUAAACUAUCAUUUUGGUGGUUGAAUGCACUAAUGAAGAAGGGUAAACAGAAAACUCUUGAGAACAAAGAUAUUCCAAAGUUAAGGCUGGAAGAUCGAGCAGAAACAUGUUAUUUGAAGUUUAUGGAGCAAUUGAGCAUACAUAAAAGGAAAAGAUCUUCUGAUUCAUCCUCUAUUUCAUCUACAAUAUUUCUGUGGCAGUGGAAAGCUAUUUUGACAUCAGGCCUCUUUGCUCUGAUCAAAGUACUCACCCUGGCUAUAGGCCCCUUGCUUCUUAGAGCUUUCAUUAGGGUUGCUCAAGGCAAUGAGGCUUUUAAAUAUGAGGGUUAUGCUCUAACCGGGGGGCUCUUCCUUGCAAAAUGCUUUGAAUCAAUAUCAGAGAGGCAAUGGUAUUUCCAAACUCGACUUAUUGGUCUCCAAGUAAGGUCUUGCCUGUCUGCAGCUAUUUACAAGAAGCAGCUAAGGCUAUCAAGUGCCGCUAAGACAACUCAUUCUCCUGGAGAAAUAAUGAAUUAUGUGACUGUGGAUGCCAAUAAAAUAGGUGAAUUCCCAUAUUGGCUACAUCAAAUCUGGACAACAAGCCUUCAGAUAUGUCUUGCAUUGGUUGUUAUUUACUAUUCUGUGGGUUUAGCAUCUGUUGCAGCCCUAUUAGUGGUAAUACUAACUGUAGUAGGAAAUACUCCGGUGGCCAAAUUACAGUACAAGUACCUGAAAAAGCUUAUGGUGGCUCAAGACAGCAGGCUGAAGGCCAUUACAGAGGCUCUUACAAGCAUGAAACUUAAGGUGGCUCAAGACAGCAGGCUGAAGGCCAUUACAGAGGCUCUUACAUGCAUGAAAGUUUUGAAGUUGUAUGCCUGGGAGACACAUUUCAGAAAUGUUAUAGAAGUGCUUAGGAAAGAAGAAUAUAAAUGGUUAUCGGCAGUUCUCUCACAGAGAGGCUACUAUCUGGUUCUGUUUUGGUCGUCUUCCUUCAUUGUGUCGGCUAUUACUUUCUGGGCAUGCUACUUCCUUGGAAUCCCUAUGAAUGCUAGUAACCUUUUCACGUUUCUUGCAGCUUUACGUAUUGUUCAGGAGCCUAUCAGGUUGCUACCUGAUGUUGGGGGAAUGUUCAUUGAAGCAAAGGUUUCGUUAACUCGGAUUGAGAAGUUUCUUGAGGCACCUGAAUUGCGGAAUAGACAUAUCCAGGAGAAGUGCUUUGGAGAGGAACUUGGGAAGUCUAUAGUGCUUAAUUCCACAAGUAUUUCAUGGGAUUCUAACAAGUCAAAGGCUGCCCUAACUAACAUAGAUUUGGUUGUCAAACCUGGUCAAAAGGUAGCCAUAUGUGGAGAGGUUGGGUCAGGAAAGUCAACCCUUCUGGCUGCAAUUCUUGGAGAGGUUUCAAACAUCAAUGGCAUAGUUCAAGUUUAUGGAAGGGUAGCUUAUGUUCCUCAGUUAGCAUGGAUCCAAACAGGCACCAUACAAGACAAUAUACUGUUUGGGUCCACCAUGGAUCAACAUAAGUACCAAGAAGUACUUGAAAAGUGUUCACUAGUAAAGGACCUCGAAAUGCUUCCAUUUGGUGAUCACACUAUAAUUGGAGAAAGAGGUGUUAAUCUCAGCGGUGGGCAGAAGCAGCGAGUUCAACUUGCACGGGCACUAUAUCAAGAUGCAGAUGUGUAUCUCUUGGAUGAUCCGUUCAGUGCUGUAGAUGCACAAACUGCUGGCAGUUUGUUUAAUGAAUAUAUCAUGGGAGCUCUGUCAGGGAAGACGGUCUUACUUGUGACCCACCAAGUCGACUUUCUUCCUGCUUUUGGUUCGGUUUUGUUGAUGUCAGACGAAAAAAUCCUCAAGGCGGCUACCUAUGAUCAGUUGCUGGCUUCUAGUCAUGAAUUUCAAAAUCUUAUCAUUGCACAUAAUGACACUGUUGGUUCUCAGGGAGAGACCGAGUAUGGAUUGCAACAAAGGCCAAAAACCUCUGAAGAAGAGAUUCAAAAAUUACAUGCUGAGGAGCAGAUAGGAGCAUCUUUAGGAGACCAGUUGAUUAAGCAAGAAGAGNGCCAAAAACCUCUGAAGAAGAGAUUCAAAAAUUACAUGCUGAGGAGCAGAUAG